GUGUACCCGCUUACCGAGCCAUUUUACGAGCUGUACAGGAACUACGAGGAAGACCCAUUUCUGGGCACUGCCAAAUGCGUGAAGUUCAGUCAGGUGGGCCCAGAAGAGGAUCGCGGAUACCCGAUAUUAGCUCAGUGGGGAGAAGAGAACCAGUCGAUGAUUGCAUAUGCAAAACUUGAAUCCAGUGAAGGGUACACAGCAAAAAACAUGGUAGUCUAUGCGGUGGAAGGUGUGGAUGGGUCACUGCCCUUAUACGUUACAUUCUUGGAAGUCGGCAACUGCGGAAUAAUAAGGAACGCCUACGUGAACGAGGAUGCAUGCUGCGUCGUCGUUCCCGAGAGUCAUCUUGGACAGGAGACAGUCAUUUGCGACUUCGUGUACGACCUGUUGUGUGGUAGUUAUAAGUACCAACUCUAUGACGGAAGUUGUAAAUGGUGA
This is a messenger RNA of Ixodes scapularis (black-legged tick), 438 nucleotides long. RefSeq lists its product as uncharacterized. The record is from RefSeq and is a predicted model, not a curated record. Gene Ontology annotation, molecular function: amine binding. The annotation marks the transcript as partial. The transcript has 4 exons. NCBI's taxonomy places the organism in Eukaryota, Metazoa, Arthropoda, Arachnida, Ixodida, Ixodidae. Gene Ontology annotation, biological process: symbiont-mediated perturbation of host defenses.